UGCCCAACUGAAAUCUAUAUCGGAGAAAAGAAAUCCUGCCUGACCGGCGGCCACGCAUCUCUCCAGCUCGCCCUGCUGCUCGAAUGAUCGGCGGCGCAGGCCGCGGCAGGCGGCGGGCGAGCGCGCCGGCGUCCCUGCCCACGAGCACCUCCGCCCGCCGCACCGAGCACUCCGUCUCCUGCUGGUAUUGUGACUGCAAGAUAUAUGGCUUCAAUGACACCCUGUUCGGUUUGGGGUCGAAAUAUGCUAGAUUCAUGAGAGGAUGGUUUUCCAUAGGCGUUUGUUUCUCUCUCAUUGCUUUAGUCGGUAUAUCCUUGAUGCUACUUUGGGAGUCAAUUGGUGUGUUUUAUUUCCGGAGUGGAUGUCUUAGUGACUGGUUAAAGAACCUACUGGUAAGUAGAAUUUGGCACUUCUUUUUUUUUAGCUUCUCACAUCAACAACCCACCAUGCAUUUGUGCUUAUUGCAGACUUCAGGGCACAGCAUAUCUAUUAUGGAUACCACAAUCAUCAUAAUUUCAACAAUCUUGUCUAUUGCUUUUCAUGAAUUCGGACAUGCCAUUGCAGCUGCAAGUGAGGGAGUAGAGAUUGAGUAUGUUGCCAUAUUUGUCGCUGUACUUUUUCCUGGAGCAUUUGUUGCUCUGAACUAUGACUUACUGCAGAAUCGACCUCUCUUUUCCAUGCUCCGGAUUUAUUGUGCAGGAAUUUGGCAUAAUGUUGUGCUCUGUGCAGUAUGUGUACUGAUGACAUCAUUACUCCCGGUGCUGUUGUAUCCUCUUUAUGUGAGUGGUGAUGGCCUUAUGGUCUCAGGAAUUCCACGAACAUCUCCUCUGUCAGAAUACUUGUCCGCUCAUGAUGUUAUCCUCUCUGUGGAUGGUAUGAAAAUAACAAGAACUGAUGAGUGGAUCAAGAUUCUGAACCAAGAUGCUACAGCAAAAUCCAGCGACCCUGAGUUCCUUGAAGGCUCUCAGAGAUAUGUUGCCACCAGUUCUGGCAAGGGUUAUUGUGUGCCUGAUCCAUGGAUGGAUGCAAGCAAAAAUCUCUGGCAGAUAAGAGACAAGGUACCCUGCCCAGAUGAACUGAUAGCCUUUGAAAAAGCUAUCUCUAAUGACUCGGCCAUUUUCACCGAGAAGAUCGGCAGAGGUAGUGGCCAGAAGGAAGUUGAGGGAAAAUAUUGCUUAAUUGCAAAAGAUGUAGUAAAGCUUAGAAAAUGUGGAAACGGGUGGCAGAGGACUGAAGAUGACGGAAGUAGUCAUGCAUGUUUUGAGGAUGAGUACUGCUUGGUACCUGCUCUGACCCCAGGCUUUUCAUGGAUUGAGGUCUCUUAUGCGAAGCCAUACUCUUGGGGAUGUUUACAGAGAGGAGGAAAUCUAUCAUCAUCAUCACAUGCUACAGAUAAUGACCUUGGACAGAGUCCUUGUGAGGGAUCUUUUGUUUAUGUGGGUGAUCUGUUAUCAGCAGCGCGUUCUGUUAGGUUAUCCCCCUACCGGCCUCGAUGGCCACUCCUUUUCCUUGCAGAUGUCCCAUGUAUCUUGGGAAAUGGUUUAAGUAGUUUCAUUCAUGCGUCUGCGGCAUUGGCUGUAGUCAAUAGCUUACCGGUGUAUUAUCUGGAUGGGGAAGCGAUUUUGGAGACUAGCUUAAGCUACAUAUCUUGGUUUUCCCGGAGACAACGACACAAAAUUCUGAAAGUUUGCCGCCUUGUAUGGACAGUUUUAUCAGUUAUCACAUUCUCAAGGAUUUUUUAUUCCACUACACUAUUUUAUGGUUUUGUAUAAUUACCGUGGAAUUUUUGCACUGAACAAAGAGGAAAAAUCCUUUCAUGAUACAUGGCAAUUGUAUGGUGUACCCUGUAUGAGUUAUUACUAUACACGAGUGAUAGAAGGAUGGUCUCUUAUAAAACAAUCAGGCUAACAUUGUUGGUAAA
This is a messenger RNA of Panicum virgatum (switchgrass), 1921 nucleotides long. Its product is annotated as membrane-bound transcription factor site-2 protease homolog. Bases 84 to 1772 code for a protein of 562 amino acids. Gene Ontology annotation, molecular function: metalloendopeptidase activity; protein binding. The transcript is spliced from 9 exons. Gene Ontology annotation, biological process: regulation of response to endoplasmic reticulum stress; membrane protein intracellular domain proteolysis. Gene Ontology annotation, cellular component: cytoplasm; membrane. The record is from RefSeq and is a predicted model, not a curated record. NCBI's taxonomy places the organism in Eukaryota, Viridiplantae, Streptophyta, Magnoliopsida, Poales, Poaceae.